AUGACGUCACAGAUCGGUCAAGGCGGACGACAGGGAAGCGAAGAGAUUCUCUACCGAGGAACUCCAGCAAACAUGGAUGUCCAAUCGUCAAGCGAUAUAAUGAUAAUUGGAGGAAAUUCUCAUGCGGAACUUGUAGGUUUGAUUGCUAGCCGCCUUGGUGUGAAGAGUGGUGGCUGUGCUGUUUACCACAAGACAAAUCGUGAGACUAUGGUGGAGAUUGGAGACUCAGUACGAGGGAAGGACAUCUAUAUCAUCCAGACUGGAACAAAAGAUGUGAACAAUAACAUAAUGGAGCUGCUGAUUAUGGCUUAUGCAUGCAAGACUUCCUCUGCCAAGAGUAUUGUUGGAGUGAUUCCAUAUCUACCAUACAGCAAACAAUGCAAAAUGAGGAAACGUGGCUGCAUUGUGAGCAAGCUGCUGGCCAAGAUGUUAUGCAAGUCAGGUCUCACCCAUGUCAUAACAAUGGAUUUGCACCAGAAGGAAAUCCAGGGAUUCUUUGAUUGUCCCGUUGAUAACUUAAGGGCCUCACCCUUCUUGCUGCAGUACAUCCAGGAAUGUAUCCCUGAUUAUCGCAAUGCUGUGAUUGUGGCCCGGAAUCCGGGCUCAGCCAAGAAGGCAACUUCAUAUGCAGAGAGGUUGCGCCUGGGUAUUGCAGUUAUCCAUGGCGAACAGAAGGAAGCAGAGUCAGAUAUGGUAGAUGGUCGAUAUUCUCCUCCGAUCCUGUCACGCUCACGUACGAUGGAUGUGAGUGUAGGAGUACCAGUCCAUCCAGCCAAGGAGAAGCCUCCAAUCAAUGUUGUUGGUGAUGUUGGUGGCAGGAUUGCCAUCAUGGUUGAUGACAUGGUGGAUGAUGUACAGUCAUUUGUGGCUGCUGCUGAAGUGCUUAAGGAGCGAGGUGCUUACAAAAUCUACGUGCUUGCCACUCACGGCCUCCUUUCUUCUGAUGCUCCUCGUCUCAUUGAAGACUCCCCAAUUGAUGAGGUUGUUGUAACCAAUACGAUCCCUCAUGAGCUCCAGAAGAUGCAAUGCCACAAAAUAAAAACUGUGGACAUCAGCAUCCUCCUCUCAGAAGCCAUUCGACGCAUCCACAACAAAGAGUCUAUGUCAUACUUGUUCAAGAAUGUCACUUUGGAAGAUUAAAAGCCUUCAUUUUGCCAGGAGUCUCAUCACAGAGGCAAGAAAGUUCUUUGUACAGAGUUGUAAAUUUCCAGGGACAGUUUUUUGCAGAGUUGUAUUUGAAGUUUAUAUAUUUCUUCAGAUGUCCUUUGUAUGUUUGAGUGUUAGAGUAGAUGUAAAUUUCAUAGAGCAGGCCAGCUUUCUCGGCUGUUUAUGUUGUUACAUGAAAUGUGUAGAUUACUGCCAAUUAAUGGUCAUGAUAUUGUCGCGUGUAUGGGUGUGACUGUGGACAGGGUAUGGAAUGGUAAUAAGAUUUAUUGAACACUUACAGAAUGUAACCACAAAUUACUCUGACAGUUUCACUGAGUUACACACUCCAAAGAUCACUGUUACUACAGCACACAUAAAGACUUCUCAGUUUACAGUGUCUUCACCAGUCAUUGCCUGGUGAUGGAUCCCAACAAUGUCCUCUGCUUCUGUGCUCUUGUUCUUACUGGCUGGUGACUUUCUCACAGCUAAUUCAUUCCUCCUACUGUCGACUCUCCAUGGACUAAAUCACUCACCAACUGACUCCACUUCACUGACUGACUGACUGACUGCAGCUCCCAACUUAUCCAACUUAUAACAUCGCAGCAUGGACUGCACAGAAAACACCGUUCCUCACUGUUGUAGCUCAGUUGCAUUCAUGUCUGUUGGCAGAGCCGUUACUUAGAAACAGCUCUUGUAUAUUUGCUUAUCUCACAGUCAUUGCCCAGCAACAGGUCUGCAUGCCAUGAUAUGAACAAAAAUCAAUAGACAUUAAUUUUCAUUCAACAAAACGUGGAAAAGGUCAGGAGGUUUGUAAAAUUUGCCACCCUCAUCAGGCUCCACUUGUAACCACCAACAGUAUGAGUUUUCAGAUGCAUUUCUUCUGCUGAACAAUUUAGAAGACUUCUAAAAACAAACCUUAUCAAAAAUACCUAAGCUGAAUAACUUUAAAAGUUCUGGAAAGACAGCUACAUUUAUACUGUCGUGUAAUAUGUGGGACUAUAGACGGGGUUUUGAUUGGAUAAUGGAUUUAUUGACUACUUAACAGGUCAUAACUACAAAUAACUAUAACACUACCACUAUUUCCAUAUGUUACAGUUUGCUAGAGCAUGCAGUCCAGUGUUCUUGGUCUGCUACUAGACUUUUCCUGGUAAUGACUCCAGCAGUGGCUAUUCCUCUGCCUCUGUGCUCAAGCCCUCUCUGAAUCAUGGCUCCCUUCCAACCGAACUCUUUUCUUCUGCCCCUUUUGUUCACAGCCUUCUAUACAGAACUGAUUUGGUUGCCCCAGUUGUCUUCCUUAUAACUUCUUGGCAUGGACCAAGUAGAAACCCCUGUUUCCAACAGUACCUCUGUUGUGUGUUGAUUCGUUGCUGUGGGAACUUGUUUACUAAGCCUUUGCCUAAAAUUUGGUCUGAUAUAUUUUCCCCUCUUAAUUGUUCCAUUGCAGUGGCUCUGCACACUACAAUACUGAUACUAAACUUGAUGGAAUAAUAAUAUGCAUGACACUACUACUUAGAGGAAAAUUUUCAGCAAAGGUAAACACUAUAAUACAGAUUCAAGAAUACCUCCCACCUCUGCCAUCUUCUGCUCAUAUUUGUAAGUUCUUGCUAACACACACAGGGUCAGAAGAACAGAAAGCAGCAAGCUUUAGCCUUUUAUAUUUAAGCAUUAUUAUGAUCUUGUAGAUACAUUAUUUUUUAGUAAAAAAGAAUUACAUUUGUGUGUGUUGGUGACAAAAUUGCAACAAACUCUAUAGAAAACGCCCCUCAGAUUUGGCGCUGUGUGAAAGUGUGAGCAGUUAUCUGCAAAAUAUGGAAACUUUGAUUACAUGUUGAAGAAAGUCGUCUUCUGGGAUGCGGUGCCGUAUAGAAAUUGUGUUAACCGACAUUUUGGAGGAACGUUAUGUUGUCUGCCAAACACAUUGUAGUUAUGAUAGCUUGUGAAAAAUGUUGCUGUUGUCUAAAAAGCUAAGGAUGGUGUAGUUUUUGUAUGUGUUUUUUGUAUAAUCAACUUUAUUUCAUUUAUUCAGAUUAUGUAACAGUGUAAAUAUUCAACUAAACUGUCCUCCCUUCAAGUUCAUCCAGUGUGAACACACACUCAAGGAACAUCCCAUACAUUCGAUGGGUGCUUACUGUAUUCUCAAGUGUCACAAAUGGUUUCAUUUCAUUGUGGGAGAAACAGCAGAAAAUCCCACAAAAUAAUAAGUAUGAAGUCACAAAUGAAAUAUAUUGUUCUUAUUCCACACACAGUAUAAUUUAACCUAAUGUGCCACAGGGCAUGUGGUACAUGUGUAGCAUAGAAGGGGUUGACAUAUCAUUUACAGUGGUAAAAUCCUGACAGGUGUUUGAAAGUCCUGUAGGUAUUUAUACAGCAAGUUCACAAAAUUGCAAAGAAUGCAUUUGGAAUAAUUUGUACUUUGGAUUAUUAAGAUCUGGUUUCAUUUAUUGAGCCAGAUGUCACAGUCAGUACAGUUCUAAAUUAUGAACUGUGUAUAUCAGGAGAGGCAAUUUGAUAUCUGAAGCUGAGAAUUGGCUUGGUGUAUAAGUUAAAUUCAUUUCGCACUGUUUAUUUACAUUGAAUCCCCCAUUUGAGGUUUCUUUUAGGGAGGAGUGGAUUUGAACACUGAAAUGAGGAAAAUCUUAAAUAUAGGAAAUUUAACAUGAAGAUUGCUGAUUUUGGAUCAUUGAAAUUGAACAUAAUGAGGGAAAACAUUAAAUGGGGGUUCCACUGUAACACAGUUUGAAUAAAUCAGUAUAAAUAUUAUUUUAUACAGAGAGAUGAGACUGUUGAUAAACAAGACAACUGAAGCGUGACUCCCCAAAUUAAUGAUGAGAUAGAUCAACUACAAGGAAUCAAGGAUGACUAUUCAUGAUACCAAUAGGCAGUUGAGGCUGGAGUGGAUCCAGAAAUGACCCAACUCCUUGACUGAUGAUGGUAAUAGUCUUGGUUUAAAUGCUUACGGUUUUGAAUUCCGUGUAGAAUAUAAUCCUUCACAGCAAUCACUUGUAUAUAGCAUACAAGUUAUGGUGAUAAGGACAGACUGCAAAAAUAUGACUGUUUUCUACUUUUCAUACAAUCGAAGUGAAGUUCUUUCUGCUAUGAACAUAACCCAACAUUUAAAGUGUUACUUUCUGUGUUUGCUGUUUCUUUAUCAGAGGUUGGCGACUGAGUUCCAUGAACAAACUUUCACUAUGCUGUUGGAGUGCUGCUCCAGUGUUUCUUAUAGUAUUUUAAUGGCCAUAUGUGUUCUUCUAUUGUUUUAUUUACUUGUAUGCAAAUCAUAUUAGAAUAGGUGGAACUUUGGUCCAGAAAUUGCAGCUGUACUGAAGCCUAUGUGAAAUUUAUUUUUAUUUGUUGUGUUAACAGUUUAUACACACACACACACAUACUGUUUAUGUAUAUUUUCCUGUAUUUUACUGUCUUAUAUGAAGAAAAUGAGCUGCAGCAGACUGGUCCAGUUGUAUUUAAACUGUAUUAUGAUCCUGUUCAUAGGAAGAAAAGUGUCUGUUUCUAGUGUUAGUGUGGGAUAUAAGACUCAGAACUUAAAUGUUAGAUGACAGGUAAAGUCUCCAGUCUGUCUCUUUUUAACACAGUAAAUGUUAAAUCCGAGGUUCUCACAACAGUGAAUACAGAGAUUAUUGUCAUCUGGGAUGUGAUAUCAUAUAGGGGGUGGAUUUUUACUAUUUCAGAGCGACAUGCGGCCUCCUUUUCAGGGAAACCUGAAGAUAAGGAUACUAUAUGGCAUCAUAUCCAAGUAUUUCAGUUAAGUGCUGCAUACAGAAUUUGGAACAGUGAUCAAAAUGUGCAAAGAGAACUGAAACUUUAUUCAGAACUGAACCGAAGCCACACAUGCUGACUAAAGUGUCUGUUACUCACAGAUUAAUGGAAGUACCACUUAUAUAGCCUGAUGUCAAGUUAUGUUGUAACUGUGUAGGAAAUACAGUAUGUUCCAUUCAUUCUAUGCCCUUAAUCAAUAAAACAACACUGUGAUUA
This is a messenger RNA of Cryptotermes secundus, 5136 nucleotides long. RefSeq names its product phosphoribosyl pyrophosphate synthase-associated protein 2. Gene Ontology annotation, biological process: 5-phosphoribose 1-diphosphate biosynthetic process; purine nucleotide biosynthetic process. Gene Ontology annotation, molecular function: ribose phosphate diphosphokinase activity; magnesium ion binding. Lineage: Eukaryota; Metazoa; Arthropoda; Insecta; Blattodea; Kalotermitidae. The record is from RefSeq and is a predicted model, not a curated record. Gene Ontology annotation, cellular component: cytoplasm; ribose phosphate diphosphokinase complex. The transcript has 8 exons. The coding region runs from base 1 to 1140 and encodes 379 amino acids.